Molecule: messenger RNA, 1904 nt
Organism: Hypomesus transpacificus
Lineage: Eukaryota; Metazoa; Chordata; Actinopteri; Osmeriformes; Osmeridae
Product: tubulin alpha chain-like
Exons: 4
Coding region: 109-1464 (451 amino acids)
Biological process (GO): mitotic cell cycle; microtubule cytoskeleton organization
Cellular component (GO): cytoplasm; microtubule
Molecular function (GO): structural constituent of cytoskeleton; GTP binding
Source: RefSeq, a predicted model, not a curated record
UGCAGCGACCCUCUGACAGGCAGUACACCUAUUCAAACAGACACAAAUAAAAGGAUUUCUCUGCGUAUUUCCUUGUUUUCUCUUAUUGUUCGAACCUCUUCAGAAAACAUGCGUGAGUGUAUCUCAGUCCACGUGGGCCAGGCUGGAGUCCAGAUUGGCAAUGCCUGCUGGGAGCUCUACUGUCUGGAGCAUGGGAUUCAGCCGGACGGACAGAUGCCCAGUGACAAAGCCAUUGGAGGAGGAGAUGAUUCCUUCAACACCUUCUUCAGUGAGACUGGAGCUGGGAAACAUGUCCCCAGAGCUGUGUUUGUGGACCUAGAGCCCACAGUCAUUGAUGAGGUGCGCUCUGGAACCUACCGCCAGCUGUUCCACCCUGAGCAGCUCAUCACUGGCAAGGAGGAUGCGGCCAACAACUACGCCCGUGGACACUACACCAUUGGCAAGGAGAUUAUUGACCUGGUGCUGGACAGGAUCCGCAAACUGGCUGACCAGUGCACAGGCCUUCAGGGCUUCCUGGUCUUCCACAGCUUUGGAGGUGGAACUGGCUCUGGUUUCACGUCCCUGCUGAUGGAGCGCCUGUCUGUUGACUACGGCAAGAAGUCCAAGCUGGAGUUCUCCAUCUACCCAGCUCCCCAGGUGUCCACAGCUGUGGUGGAGCCCUACAACUCCAUCCUGACCACCCACACCACCCUGGAGCACUCUGACUGUGCCUUCAUGGUGGACAAUGAGGCCAUCUAUGAUAUCUGCCGUAGGAACCUCGACAUUGAGCGUCCUACCUACACCAACCUCAACAGGCUCAUCAGUCAAAUAGUUUCCUCCAUCACCGCUUCCCUUCGUUUUGAUGGUGCCCUCAAUGUUGAUCUGACAGAGUUCCAGACCAACUUGGUGCCCUAUCCCCGUAUCCAUUUUCCUCUGGCCACCUAUGCUCCAGUUAUCUCAGCUGAGAAAGCCUACCACGAGCAGCUCUCUGUAUCUGAAAUCACCAACGCCUGCUUUGAGCCUGCCAAUCAGAUGGUUAAAUGUGACCCUCGCCAUGGAAAGUACAUGGCCUGCUGCCUUCUGUACCGUGGUGAUGUGGUGCCCAAAGAUGUAAAUGCUGCCAUUGCCACCAUCAAGACCAAAAGGUCUAUCCAGUUUGUUGACUGGUGCCCAACUGGUUUCAAGGUUGGAAUCAACUACCAGCCCCCCACUGUGGUCCCUGGUGGAGACCUGGCCAAGGUCCAGAGGGCUGUGUGCAUGCUCAGCAACACCACGGCUAUUGCUGAGGCCUGGGCUCGGCUUGACCACAAGUUUGACCUGAUGUAUGCUAAACGUGCCUUUGUGCACUGGUAUGUGGGUGAGGGCAUGGAGGAGGGAGAGUUCUCUGAGGCCAGAGAGGACAUGGCAGCUCUGGAGAAGGAUUAUGAGGAGGUGGGGGUUGACUCCAUUGAGGGUGAGGGAGAGGAGGAGGGAGAGGAGUAUUGAAAUGGGAUAGGAGAUAAGCCUUUGUCAGACUGCAUGAUUUGAUUUAGAUUGAUACCUCAUAAAAAUGAAUAGAUAUUGGCAUUUUGUCUAUUUGAUGUUCAUCAUUUGCUAUGCUAUAAGUUUAGCCUCACCAUAAAUUGUCUGGAUUAUCAGUUCCUCCAUUAGAAAACAAGACCAUUCAAUUCAUAAAGUCAUUAAAUAUGUUACUGAUUAAAGAGGAGGAUUUUGUCUUCCGUUUAAACCCUUAAGUAGCUCUUGUUUACAAGUUUGAACACACUCAUUUUCAUAAACAGAAAAUACACCAGUUUGGUAAGUAAAAUUUAAGGGGAAAAGCACGCAAAAAAAUAUUACACCAAAGGGGUUUCCCACAGUUUCAGAAUGCACCAUAAUCAUACUAGUCAUGCAAAAACGAAUAGAUGAAGUUGGGUAGGUGUAAUCAU